UUGUUGAUGAAGAAAAGAUGAAACAAAAGUCCAUCAAUGAUCAAAGGCUAGCUCAUGUGGCGACAGUCUGUGCAAAAUAUAAAGCCGAUGAAAAGUUCAGAAACAUGAAAAUGACUGGGGAGGUUAUAGCAACACCUGAUAAAUCUUUCAUCUAUUGUGAUAUACCAAAGGUAGGGUGCACUCACUGGAAGCAAAUAUUCCGAUAUAUGACCCAUGAUUAUGAGGGUAAUGUGGAUAGUCCAGAAGAAAUUCCAAGAAUUUACGCCCAUUUUGGACCUUGGAAUAAGACCAGUUUGAUCAAACUGGACAACAACUCAACGGUGAGUGAACUAAACAGUCGUGGGUUUAAAUUCAUGAUGUCACGUGAUCCAUAUGAACGGUUAUGGUCCGGAUAUUUGGAUAAAUUAUUCCUGCCAGAUUUCUGGUGGUGGUUAGGAACAAAGAUGGUCUCAGAAGUGCGCCCUGACUCAGACCAGCUUUCAAAGAAAUGUGGUCAUGACGUCACGUUCAGUGAAUUUUUAGAAUUCACUGCUAUCCAUUUACGUCAAGGAAAGCACGUGGACAUGCACUUUGAGCCAAUGCAUAGACGAUGUAAUCCUUGCCAGUUGAAUUUUCAUGUAAUCGGUAAACUUGAAACAUUUUCUCCAGAUUCAAAACUUAUUCUUGACAAAGUCAAAAUUAGACAUCGAUCAAAGAGGAGUGUUUCUACUGAUCGAUCAUUAGAAGAAAUCAAAAUGUUAACAAGGUAUAAUUUUGACAUACAGAAUCGGUUAACAUCAUUGGGUAAGAAAAAAGAAUGUUAUAAUCAAGUAGAAAUUGCAUACAGACUUUGGAAAACGUUUCAAUUUAACGGCUAUAUAGGUGAUGAGAUUGAAUUUCCCGAAGAGGAAAUAGCUAAUAUACAGGGAAGAGACCAAAUUAAAGAAGCCCUGUUGAAUAAAUUCAUAGCAAUAAGGAAGGAAGCAUCACGUGAUACUUUGAAGAAAUGGAAAAAGCAGAGGAAAGCAUACGUUGAAAAGGCGUAUGAAAAUAUACCAAGACAUAUUGUGGAAGCCAUCAGAGAUGAAUAUAUAAAAGAUUUUGAAUUAUUCCAAUAUGAAAUAGAACCGGACUAUAUUUUUCGACGAUGACCACUUAUCGUGAAGUGGUUUGAGUACUACGGACUGUGCAAAUUUAAGGUGAUCGCCUAAUUCUGAACUUAUGUUCAAAAGAGGUAUAGUUAUUUUGGAAAAUAUUAAGAAUUUGUGGAACGUGCUGGAUGAGUGCGUUAGUGAGAGAAUUAGCAAACUUUGAAUGAUGAAAAAAAUGACUUAUAAAUUAUCAUUUGUGUCUUUCUAAUAUUGGUAUUGGAUAUGACGGUUUGUGUUUAAAUGUUGUUUAUUUAUGUAAUAAAUGUACAUGGUAAAAUAAACAAAGCAUUCUUACGGAUGAAUGUCUGCAAUAAAUAAUUUUCCUGGCAGGUAUUUUCAUUAUAUUAUAAAUCUAUGUUUUUGGUUUGGGUUGUAUCGGAAAGUAAUAAAUUUAGCACUUGGCAUAUUACGAGUAUCUGAUUGUUUGUCCCUUGGUGAUGAGAGGAAAAAUUAUAUUUGUUAUAUUUUUAUGUUAACAAAGCUGUGACGGGGUUACGUUCUGUAGACGUCGCCUAUGCCUUGUUGAUCUUUGUAUUUAUUGUUUCUCUUACUUCGAUUUAAAGGCUUUCCAUGAAUGAAAUAAAAUGCGUGCUCUCUAAGUUUGUUAUUAUAUAGUUGUUUUACCAGUGUUAAAUGGACAAAAAGAUAUAUACUGUAAAAUACAUGUAUUUUAAAGUGACUUUUCAACUUGUACAUAAAGCCGCCGCCGAAAGUAAAACGACGCCAGCACGAUGCUCAACGUUAAGAAAGCGUUAUACUAGUAAUUGAAAUUGCCAAAAACAAUAUUCAAAGUUGGAUUCAUUUUCUGAUAAAUCAUUUGAUUAUUUGUACCAGUUAACAUCUGUAUUUUUUGUCAAUAAGAGAGAAACGA
Ruditapes philippinarum (Manila clam) is the source of this 2001-nucleotide messenger RNA. RefSeq names its product carbohydrate sulfotransferase 11-like. Gene Ontology annotation, biological process: carbohydrate biosynthetic process. Gene Ontology annotation, molecular function: sulfotransferase activity. NCBI's taxonomy places the organism in Eukaryota, Metazoa, Mollusca, Bivalvia, Venerida, Veneridae. The record is from RefSeq and is a predicted model, not a curated record. Gene Ontology annotation, cellular component: membrane. The coding region runs from base 18 to 1130 and encodes 370 amino acids. The transcript is spliced from 2 exons.